CUCCGAAGGUUCUGUGCAGGCCCGCACCCUGGGACGCAGAGCUAGGCGCAUCCUUCUGACAUUGCGACUGCCUCCAUAGAGACAGCAGAGGCUGUGGUCCCCGCAGCCGCCUGCAGAGGUUCUCCCAACCCCCACCCCGUGAGGCCUUCUUUGUUCUGAUGCAUUUCAGGGCCAGCCGGGCGCCCAAGAUGUGUCUCAGAUCCUCAAGGGGGCAUUUCCUCCGAGGCAGGGAGAUGAGACGGAAGAGGAAGAUGCCGAAACCAGAGAUCGCAGAGCGAGAAUGGAGGGUUCUUCCGCUCCAGGACAGGACCCAGCGAUACCCGUAUCAACGGCCAGGCGGGCUUGGAAGCCUAGGGGAAAAGGCAACCUUCAGGUGCCCCACCUAGCUCUGAGCCCCACCUUAUGGCCGCUCCAGGGGGCAGAACCCGCGGGACGCCCCUUCCAGUUGGGCGGAGACGGAAAGUGCAAACCCCAACGCUGAGAGUGGACGCGCGUUCAGCCCAUUCAAAGUUGCUUCUUCCUUCUCUGGCUUCUGAGCGAUUCCGGUCUUUGGUUACGGCGAGCUCGAGGGCUAACCUCAUCGCGAGAACUUCUCGGCCCCUGGGGCGUGGGCUCUUACGGCGCAGCCGCAGGGCCUCCUGACGCAGAGGCGCAUCACCCGUUGGCGGUUCUCUGGCGCCCGCUUAUUGGUUCGAAGCGCCCUCGCCCCACCCCCCCGUCGACCAAUGGGCGGGGAAGGGGCGUGCCCUGGUGGCGGGUGGCGGCGGCGCGGGGCUCUCUCAUGUUCGGCGUUGAGCCCCGGCAGCUGCCGCGGUCUCCAGAGCUGCCGCCGCUGCGGUCGUCCCUGACCGUCGCGGCCUCAGGGUGCUUCCCGCACGGCUCCUGCUGGUGUCCCUGGAGCAUGGGAGGCUGCUGAGUGUGACCGGUGGUGUCCGGCAGGAGCUGCGUGUCUCACCCUGUGGCAGGGAGGGCGUCCAUGGCUGCAGCCAACAAGGGCAGCAAGUCCAGAGUCCGGAGUAUCCGCUUCGCAGCAAGCCACGAUGCAGAAAGCUCCCAGAGUCACGUCCACUUUGAUGAGAAGCUGCAUGACUCUGUGGUCAUGGUCACCCAGGAGAGCGACAGCAGCUUUCUGGUCAAGGUUGGCUUCCUGAAGAUCCUGCACAGGUAUGAGAUUACCUUCACUCUACCCCCAGUGCACAGGCUGAGCAAGGACGUCCGAGAGACACCUGUCCCCAGCCUGCACCUCAAGCUCCUCAGCGUCAUGCCCAUCCCAGAAGGUUACAGCGUCAAGUGUGAGUACUCAGCGCACAAGGAGGGCGUCCUCAAGGAGGAGAUGCUGCUAGCCUGUGAAGGUGGCCCCGACACCUGCGUGCGCGUGAUGGUGCAGGCACGCGUCAUGGACCGACACCACGGCACACCCAUGCUGCUAGACGGCGUCAGGUGCGUGGGUGCUGAGCUAGAAUACGACUCCGAGCAUAGUGACUGGCGCGGCUUCGACUGAGGCCCUCGGUGCCACCUGCCUCAGGGCCCUCGGCCUUAAACCCAGCCUCAUCCCCCAGAUGCUGCAUGAUGGUGCGGCUUCCUCCCCCUUCCCCAGGGUGGGUGUGCAGGCGGAGGGUCCAUGGGCCUCUACGCUAGAGCCUUGCCCACGCCUCUCACCUCAUUUAAUGUGCCACCUCCCUGCCCCUCCAACGUCCUCUUCUCCCACUUUCUCCUGUGUGCCUCAGCCUCCUGCUGGAAGAAAUGGAUUGAGCCCCCAAGGAGGCUAUCUGAGGAGGGCCAGGGGAGGGCCUGGGGUGGCUUGUACCACCCCCACCCCAGCCAUAAGGGCUCCAGUCAGAGCCUAGGAGAGGAGGGAGCUGGCUCUGUGGUGGAGCUGCCCGUUACUACUGCUGCUGUCUCGCUUUAGCCACCUCUCUUGUCUACUCCGUUUUUUCCACUGCUGUCCACGGUGAGGAGGGAGAUGCAGUUCCCAAUCCCUACCCCCUAGGUCUGUGUUGUUUUUAAAUGACUGGUUGGGAUAAAGUCCUGAAGAAAUAAAACUUCCAGUGGAUACCAGA
Messenger RNA from Capra hircus (goat), 2060 nucleotides. RefSeq names its product chromosome 13 C20orf27 homolog (gene ADISSP). The transcript has 6 exons. The coding region runs from base 977 to 1501 and encodes 174 amino acids. NCBI's taxonomy places the organism in Eukaryota, Metazoa, Chordata, Mammalia, Artiodactyla, Bovidae. The record is from RefSeq and is a predicted model, not a curated record.